AUGUUUUUUUGUCAAAAUGUAGAACAUGAAGGAAGUCCAAUCGUAGGUUUUUGUCUUUCUGCUGGUUGCAAGGAACCUAAAUCACAAUUUUGUGUUGAAUGUUUAAUCAAUCCUUAAAAACAUGAAAAAUGUAGAAAUGAUUGCAAGCGAUUUGAUAAAAUUGACAUACUCCUAGAUUUUAUUAUUUAUGAACAUAAGAAAAUGAUAGUAUAGAUUGAUUAGAAGUUUCAAUAAGUCAAACAGCAGUAUUAAAACUCAGUCAAAUAAAUUUAUAAAGAAUAACAAAAGUUUUCAGAGAUGAUCAAAAAUUUGAAAAAAUAUAAAUUCAAAGAAUUUUGUGAAUAAAUUGGCAGCAUCAAGAAUUGGAAUAGAAUCUUAAAAUCAUCUCAAAUUGAGAAAGAAAUUAUUAAUCUCUGUAUUUAUAUUCUUAAUAAUUAGGGUUGAAAGAAGGAAUUGAAUUAACAAAUAAUACCAAUGUGCUUUAGUAAAAUUGGAAAAAGUUUUAAAAGAAGAUAAAUCCAAUUAUUUAGCAUGGUUUUAUUAAUGUAUAAUAAAUUAAAAUAAGGUGUUAUAUUAAUGUAAUUGGAGAAUAAUUGUAAGCCUUUUGAAAUGUUAGAGAAAUUCUAAAUUGAACAUCCUAACUUUUAAGAAUAAACUCUAAAAGAGGUAGAGGAAAAGUUAAGAAUUAAGAAGAGCGAUAUUUCUAGCUUGAUACUAUAAAGUAUCGAUGAAUUAUAAUUAAAGAUUAUGCUUUAAUAAAAUUCAAGAAAAGAAAUGCCAUCAUUAAAAAUCAAAAAAAUAUAGACUUUAUGAUAUCUUGUGAUACUAUUUUAAGUUUAGAUUAAAAUAAUGUUUAUGCUUUAUGGAUGAAAAGUAUAAAUUUAAAUAAUUAAUAGUUAUAUCAUUAAUGGAAAUAAAAUAAUAUGAAUAAGCUAUUUCAAUUGCUGAAUAAUGUAUAAUAUAAUUCCCUAAAAAAGGAUAUUUUUAUUAUAUAAAAGGUAUUUAUAAUAUUAAUCAUUAAAGGGUUUGGCUUAAAAAAUUAAAAAAAAUAUGAUGAGGCAUUAGAUUUUUAUGAUUAAUCAAUUACACUAGAUUCAAAUAAUAUUGAUGCCUUUUUUGAAAAAGGUUUUAUCUGCAUAAUUUUCUUAAGGUAAUACUUUAGACUAUUUGAAAUAACAUGAACAAGCCAUAUCUUGCUAUGAGAAAGUGAUUUCCCUAGAUCCAAAUAAUGUUGAUGCUUAUAAUUAAAAAGGUUUCAUAUGCAUCAUUGAAUUUUAGGCAAUUCUUUACGCAAGUUGAAAAAAUAUGAAUAGGCAAUUAUAUUCUAUGAUAAAGCGAUUUCACUAGAUUCAAAUAAUUUUAUUGCAUAUAAUAACAAAGGUUUUAUUUCCAUAUUUGAAUUAUAGGUAUCUCUUUAAAAAUAUUGAAAUAAUAUGAAGAAGCAAUUAAUUGCUAUAAUAAGGCGAUUUCUAUAAAUCCAAAUUAUGUUGAUGCAUAUUUUAACAAAGGUUUAUCUCUAUAAUAGCAUUUAAGGUAUCUCUUUAGAUGAUUUAAAAUUCUAUGACCAAUCAAUUAUUUGCUAUGAUUAAAUGAUUUUACUAUCUCCAAAUAAAAUAAUUGCCUAUCUUAACAAAGGUUUUGUCUCCAUAAUUGAGCUCUAGGUAAUUCUUUAAAGAAUUUGAAAUAAUAUAAAUAAGCAAUGGUCUGCUAUGAAAAAGCGAUUUCCCUCGAUCCAAAUAAUGUUGAUGCCUAUAAUAACAAAGGUUUGUCCAUAUAUGAAUUUUAGGUAAUACUUUACACGAAUUGAAAUAAUAUGAAGAAGCCAUUAUCUACUAUGAUAAAGCCAUUUCACUAGAUCAAAAUAAUUUUAUUGCCUAUAAUAACAAAGGUAUGUCCAUAUAUCAAUUUUAGGUAAUACUUUAUACGAAUUGAAAUAAUUCGAAAAAGCAAAUUUCUGCUAUGAUAAAGCGAUUUAAUUAGAUCCAAAUUAUGCUAAUGCAUAUUUUAACAAAGGUUUUAAAUCAUAUUCUAUUUAGCAAAUUUGUUAUGUGUUUUGGAUUUAAAUGAAUAAGCUAUCAAAAAUUUUUAAUUAGCAUUAUAACUUAACCAUCCUUAUUAAAUUUUUAUUCAAAAAAAAUUUAAUUAAUAAGAACAAAAUUAUAAUCUUGAGCUAUACAAUUUCAUAUAAUAGUAUUUUGAUUUUUCAUUUGAUUAGUUUUUUUCCUCAUUUUAAAAAUUAAAUUUUUAUAUCAUCUUUCUUUAACUUAUUAUUAAAUUAAUAAUAUAAUCCAUUUUAUUUGGGAUUAUUAUUUAUUGUUUUACAAAUAAUUGA
Messenger RNA from Paramecium primaurelia, 2332 nucleotides. NCBI's taxonomy places the organism in Eukaryota, Ciliophora, Oligohymenophorea, Peniculida, Parameciidae. The record is from the annotation of a GenBank genome assembly.